GCCGUUAACGUACUGUUUAUGACACACGGCGAGGGACUGUUAAGACAGGUGACAGCCGCCCAACUCAUAGAGGGCUAUCCGUUCAGGAUAUUAGACACCAUCGAUGUGGUGACCAAACCGUUGGCCUGGUUUGGCAUCAAACUGCCCGACACGGGAAUGCCUCAAAACAAGUUCGGACUCCUACACGUCAAGAACUUCACCAAAGGUGGUCCCUAUGAGGUGUAUACGGGACAGGGAGGCACCAAGUUUCUCAAGUUUGUCACUUAUAAAGAUAAAAGGACACUGGACUUUUACAAAGACCCGAAAUGCAAUCUACUGAAUGGGACGGACGGCACAAGUAUGGGCUCAUUCCUCACCAAAGACGAUGUCCUCUACGUAUUCAAUGGGGACGCCUGCAGAUCCAUUUACGCCAGAUAUAAGGGCCCGUCGAGUGUGAAGGGUAUCCCCGCCUGGCGUUUCGUACUGCCGGCCGAUCUGUUCGCCUCACCCAAGAAAAACCCGGCCAACCGGUGCUUCUGUACGACCCCUAAGGACCCGGAUAUGUGCGACGGUAUCUUCGAUGUGGGCCCGUGUCAGUCGGGCGCACCCCUCGCCUACUCCUUCCCCCAUCUCAUGCACGCCGGGCCUAAGGUCAGGGCCAACGUGGAGGGCAUGCGUCCCGACCCCGACAAACACGAGACCUUUUUCGAUGUCGAACCGGUCUCGUGUUUGUCGGGGUCGGGACGCAUGCCCUCCACGUUGGCCCUGACCUUAGGCCCGGCGUGCAUGAGAUGGGGGAAGGAGUAG
Messenger RNA from Oppiella nova, 786 nucleotides. Lineage: Eukaryota; Metazoa; Arthropoda; Arachnida; Sarcoptiformes; Oppiidae. The record is from the annotation of a GenBank genome assembly.